Molecule: messenger RNA, 2583 nt
Organism: Diachasmimorpha longicaudata
Lineage: Eukaryota; Metazoa; Arthropoda; Insecta; Hymenoptera; Braconidae
Product: zinc finger protein 625-like
Exons: 5
Coding region: 1-1347 (448 amino acids)
Biological process (GO): regulation of DNA-templated transcription
Cellular component (GO): nucleus
Molecular function (GO): DNA-binding transcription factor activity, RNA polymerase II-specific; RNA polymerase II cis-regulatory region sequence-specific DNA binding; zinc ion binding
Source: RefSeq, a predicted model, not a curated record
AUGGACACAAUCAGAAAAAAUGAUGAUGAAUUGUGUAGAGUCUGUGCGAGUGCAGUGGGGAAAGAAGAGAGCGUACAGAUCUUCGCCGAGGAGGGCAGGAGAAAUUAUUUACAGACGAAAAUGAGGAAAUAUUUGUAUGUCCUGGUGUCCAGGGAGGACCGAUUACCGAAGAUUGUUUGCGAAACUUGCGUUAGACGCCUCGAUGGUAUUCAUCGGUUCGCUACUAUGGCGCACAGGGCACAGGAGAGGCUCAAAUCGCAAUUUUAUGGUACCUCAGGGGAUGAGGACAUCAAACAGGAGGAUCAGAAUGUCUUGGAGGAGAGUGAGAAGAGUUGUAGAGGACUAUUGAGAACGAUAUUGAUGAACAAAGAUGGAGCGGAUGUUCCAGAAGUCCCCAACUCCCCAGACUCGUCAAUCAUCCCUCUGCGUUUACCGGACGCCGAGGGAACUCCCUCAACCACCGAAGAAAUGGAAGUCAAGGUUGAUCCCAUGAUAUUUCUUCAGUGUGGCCUGGAGUUCUCAGCAUCUCCAGAAGUUUCGGACGAAGACUCGGAUUACGAUAAGAAAUCACUCCACAUAAAAGCUUCGUGUGAAGAUGCAGAGAUUCGUCAUAGAAUUAAAGGGAGUAAUUCAAUAAGAUCUCAAGAGGACCAAGAACCAUCGAAUGAUUCAAACCAGAAGACUCACAACUGCACAAUCUGCUCUAGAACAUUUUCUUCCCAACUUAUCCUCCAAAACCAUCUUUGGUCGCAUUUACCAAGGAGCGAUCGUAGUUACCAGUGUGAUAAAUCCCUUCAAGAGAGUAUUACGAGGGAUAGUCACGCUAACAAUGGCGUUCUCAUCUCAAACAAUGAUUCGGAUAAUUCCAGUGGAUUUGGGGGCAAUGCCAGUUUCGUCUGUCCUAUUUGUAAUAAGAAGAUAUCAACGAAAGGGAAUUUAAAGGUGCACUUGGAAACACAUAGGCCUAAAGGAAAAUACGGAUGUGAUAUUUGUGGGAGAAUAUUCAAAACUCAAUCGAAUUUAUUCCGUCACAAAGAUUACCACGGUGGGGUUCAGUUUCCCUGCAGUGUCUGCGGUCGGGUUUACCCGACGAAUUCAACUUUGCGCGCCCACAGUAUCACCCACUCGGACCUAAGACCCCAUGCCUGUCCCCUCUGUGAUAAAACCUUCAAACGCAAUCAAGACUUGAAGUUCCAUAUUAAUCAGCACACGGGAGCUCGACCAUAUCAAUGCCCCUACUGUCCAAAGGCAUUCGCCAGCUCCGGGAAUUGCUUCUCGCAUAGGAAAAGAAUGCAUCCUCGUGAAGUUCAUCGGGACAGACAACGAGCCGCUGAUCUGAUGAGAUGAAUUCCAAUAAAAACAACCAGAGAAUGAUGAAGAAGUAGUUUUCAUGGCUUUCACAAGUCCAAAGGUGAUAUCGAAAUAUUUUUAGCUGAUAACUUAGUUGAAAUAUGAAUUUAAGCGAAGAAGGUAUAUUUUUAGAAACCUAGAAUACGUGAGGAUUAAUCCAGACGAAAGAAUCGAUGAAUGUGUUAUGUAAUUAAUACCUUUUAUUUUGCCCUGCGACAAUAAUAGCCAGUGAAUCAUAUCAGGUUUUUUUUAAUGCUGAAUUUGGAUAGAAUUUCGAAAUCUAAAGGAGAUUUAAAUAAUGGGCAUAACUUUUUCCAUAGAGUUAAUGAAAUGUCAUUAAGAUCAUGAGAAAAGGUUAUCAUUUGUUUAAAAAAUGGGGAAUAAUUACAAUCAAUUAUUCGCUACUGGAUUUUCUUGGAAAAAAACACUCCCGGAUAAAACAUUAGGCCCAUUAAUUUCUCGUCAGCCUUACUCAUUGGGUCAGUUAUUAUUGAAAUAUGAAGUAACUUGACACUAUUGAUGAUAAUCAUUGAUUGGAUAUCCGUAGAUUAUUUGUAUAAACAUAGGUCUGUGAUAAAUCAGGGAUCUCGACAUUUAAUUAAUGAAUUAUUAAUUCGUGGCACAGGGAUCCAAACCCAACAAAAAUUAUAUAUUAUUUUUCCUGAAUUCGUUCUGUCAAUUUUUCCUGGAUUUUGUUGCCCAGUCAAUGGAUAGACAAGGUCCAUGUUUUCAGAGGAAAGUAAAAGUAAUGGAUAUAGAGAGUAGAAAAGCGCGAAUGGCGUUAAAUUAAUUGAGGUCCAUGGUAGAUGAUGCAACAACAAUAAUCAAUGUCAAUGUAAACGAUGUUAAUAAGACUGUAUGAAAAUCAGUGUCAACGUAGAUCGUCGGAAAAAAAAUCAAUAAAUAAAAUCGUGAUUCUGCACUGUGGCCAAUCAAUUCUGAGCAGCAAUAUUGUUUACAUGAAUGUGUGUAUAAAUGAUAGGGCAAAUCACGCGAAUGACUGAGACAUUAGGAACAAAAUCACGCAGUAAAAAAAUAAGUCUGAGUAGUUUAGUUAAUUAGAUCUGUCACUAAAAAUAAUUCUAAAAGUUGCGGAAAACCAGAGUAAUUUCCACGGUAAUCAAAGAUAAAUCCAUCGAAUGAAAUAUGUGCCAAUUGUACUACUAAUCAUCGUCGGUAAAAAUGAACUUUAGCACCAUUAAAUAUGAGAAUAAACAAUUUUAAUUACCCAAU